Molecule: messenger RNA, 307 nt
Organism: Epinephelus moara (kelp grouper)
Lineage: Eukaryota; Metazoa; Chordata; Actinopteri; Perciformes; Serranidae
Product: translation factor GUF1, mitochondrial-like
Exons: 3
Coding region: 11-307 (98 amino acids)
Biological process (GO): positive regulation of translation
Cellular component (GO): mitochondrion
Molecular function (GO): mitochondrial ribosome binding; GTP binding
Source: RefSeq, a predicted model, not a curated record
UCCACAGUACAUGAAAAAGUCCUUUUUGCUGAAGAUGUGCGCUCUCUGUCCCUCAGGCAUGUAUCCCAUGGACCAGUCAGAAUAUGUGGGCCUUCGCAGCGCCAUUGAGAGGCUGACCCUGAAUGACUCAAGUGUCACAGUGCAGAGAGACAGCAGUCUGGCCCUGGGAGCAGGCUGGAGACUUGGCUUCCUGAAUCUUCUCCAUAUGGAGGUGUUCAAUCAGAGGCUGGAGCAGGAAUACAGUGCCUCCGUUAUAGUAACAGCACCCACCGGCUGUCCUCUUUUCACCCCAACUCAUCAAGGCUAA